Venturia canescens is the source of this 2455-nucleotide messenger RNA. RefSeq lists its product as uncharacterized. The record is from RefSeq and is a predicted model, not a curated record. Gene Ontology annotation, biological process: regulation of synaptic transmission, cholinergic; sleep; positive regulation of voltage-gated potassium channel activity. The coding region runs from base 274 to 837 and encodes 187 amino acids. The transcript has 3 exons. NCBI's taxonomy places the organism in Eukaryota, Metazoa, Arthropoda, Insecta, Hymenoptera, Ichneumonidae.
GUACGGGCGCGCUUUCGAAUCCGAAGAAGGAGGAAACUCGCGCCAGCGAAAGCGGACACCCGCAAUCCUUCCGCCGACUCCGUCGAGACGAGAUCGUUCUCAGUGCGCUCUCUCGAGCAGUUCUUUACGACGACAUAUAAAUCGACUCAGAAAGAUUUUUCAUAUUUGUGGUGUUUUAUCCUCGUACUUGUCCAACGUACGAGCGACUCGUCGAGCUACCUCGGUUCACGAAAUCUUCGAUCGAACGCAGUGAAGACACGUGAAGAUACGAUCAUGGAAUCGAAAAUUUAUCUACCAGCUGUCGCACUAGUGCUCGCUUUGGCAGUUACUUCAGCCGACGCCCUGAGAUGUUACGAGUGCAAAUCCGUCGGCUCGACCGCGAACGACGAGUGCUCCGGAGAAAUGCUAAAGAAAACGGAUCAACGGCCCAUCGAAUGCAGCGUGGACACAAUGAUAGCGUGGCACAAUAGAGCGAAGGAGGAUUAUACUCUCAACCCGAUCUCCAACGUGUUUGAGGUUUUCAACCAUAACAACGGAAUGAGCCAUCAUCGUGAUCCGCAUACACCAAUGGCUUGUGUCAAAAUCGAUUUGAAAGUUGACAACCAACCGGUGACACUGAGAACUUGUCAAACGGCCAAAACAGCAGAGGUCGAUCCGUGCAAAGCGACUCGAGACAAGAUUUCGAAAAUGCAUCGUAGCAGCACCGUCGUCGUGGAUUGCAACAUGUGUGAGACCGACGAGUGCAACGGUUCGUACGCCCUGUCACCGACCAUGAUAAUGGCGAUGGUGCCGCUGAUCGGUUCGAUCCUGAUGAGCCUUGGCUACAGCAGCGCGUAACCGAGUUUCCUUCGCUCGAGAAACCGAUAAAAUUGAGGAAAAAUGGCGUGACGCCCGAAAAAGAGCGCUCGUGGGUCGCUGCAAAAAAUAAACACGGAUUUACACAACUCCUAGAAAGAGCCGCGUGCUCGCGGCAACGAAAGAGCUUCUUCAUCCCCCUGAUGCGCGCGACAACGAAUAUUCCCUCUUGGAACUCGCCUCCGCUGUGGGAUUUAUAUGUACACAUACUUCCAUAUACACAUUCAAAUAUAUUUACAUGUAAUAAGAAGCCCGAUGAACCCCCCGCUGCGGUAACUUUCGCUCGCAUUCUCUGUAUAAAAGUAAAGCUCCGUCUACCAAAUAGAAUUUAAAUCUCAGGCCUUGAACGUCCUCUCAGAUAAUUCGCAUGAAAAUUCUGUCGAAUACGAAAAAAUACAUGCAACCAUACACAUUCCAGUGUACAACGUUCGAUGCUCUUUACAUUACAGUUACUCGUAUAGAUCGUAUAAAGUAUAUAAAUAUGUAAACAAGUACGUGUAUAUUCGUUAGUAUAUAUGAAGAUGGAAAAAAUACUAUGAAUAGCGAAGAUUUCGUAACGAGGAUAAACCCCGGGAUUCAGAGAUCUCAUCUGAAUUAUACGAGUAGAAAUGCGAAAUAAGAGAAUUUCGAAUACUCGCGUGUUCGAUCGCUUUGUUGCUCGCGAUUUGCAGCAAUCUUUAGCCACUUCGUUGCCUUCAGCACUCGGGAUUUUUUCAACAAAGCCCCUCCACUCCUCUCCCCCCCGCCGCCCCGGCGCUUAAGAUCUUUCCUGGCUUUGGGUAUCGUGUUUUUUCCUCUUCCGUACCUCCGUUGCACCCACAUUUUGUAUCGUCAAGUAAACGUUAGGAAACCAAAAACGAAUAAAGUGACAAUGUGCGUGACACAAUCCUUCGAAGGGCUCACACCUCCUUUCGUAUGACAUUACCUGCGAGAGUGGAGAGAGAGAGAGAGAGAGAGAGAGAGAAAAUAAUCGAGAAUAGAGAAAUAGAAAAAAUAGAAAAUAAGAGAAAAUGGAGAGAAAAAAUAAUCAUGAUAAAUUCCAAGAGAAAUGGGCGCUUUUAACAAAGGUCGAAACUCGAGUUGCCUUUCGAUCCUCCAACUUUUCGUCAUCGCAGCUCCUCUCCUUCUGUCCGCUCCCUUCCUCUUCGCUCUUAUGCCUCUUACUACUUUCUACACACCUGAGAAAAGGGUUUAAUCUUGAAAUAAGAACAUACCGACACACCGUAACGUUCCUCGUCAAAUGUAUUAUGCCUUCUUUGUACACCGAGUGAUGAAUCGCGUUUGAUAAACUUUAUUUUCGUAAAUUAUAUAUACACACAUAUAUUCUACUAAUAUUAUACUGUAUAUUGAUAUAAAAAUGAUUUCAUCGUGCUUGCUCGUCGUAAAAGCUUUUCGAACGACAAAACCAACAGGAUAAAUCAUUCAAAAACGAAUGAGAUUUAUAAAUUGUCGUCGCUUUGAUAAUCACGUUAGAAAGGCAGCAGCGUGAACGCUUCAUCAACAGUCUUUUAUUCCUAAGGGAUGUUUUUUUUUGUAAUUGUGCUAACACGAGGCCAGAUCGCCUGUACCAGCGAAAUAAAUGUACACAUUUUAAUAAUCA